CCACUUGUUUAUUUCUAUUUCACUGCUAGUCGUGUUCGGCCCGGGAACGGUGCCGCAGCACGGGGUGUCUCACAGGGGAAGGUGACCAUCACCACCAUCUGAUUUAAAAAAUCUUUCUAGUGCUGUUCUAUUGCUGGUAUUUGGUAUUCCGGUGAUCCAGUAUGUCACUCAUACUCAUAGCCCUAGCACUUGUGAGCCAGGCAGGUAUCCACGGCAAAGCCUUCAACUCUGUGCUAGGACCAUAUAUUUCCUACGGCGAACGCUUUUACAUGUGUGAAGAACCCAACAAUCGCCCGCUUGCCUGGACGUGGUAUUUGCGUGCUACUCACUUCAAUCCACUUAAACCAAACGAGUUGCAACGCCUGACGGGUAAUCUGACAAUUGCAGAUGUGCCUUUUGACAACAGCCUCUGGGCUAAAGUAAUUGCGGAUGUUCGGUCAAAUAAUCAGUGGAAGGAAAACGCCUUUAUCUUCCGUUUUAAAGGGGCAUAUCGGUCUCUUAAACAAAAUAUUCCUGGAUUUUACGAGCGGGUUCUCAAGAGGGGGGAAGAUAUAGACGCAAGAUUAUUUAAAACUGUAAGUAAUUAUUUUUCUGGUACGUUUUGAUAGUGAUAAAUGUUGCGGC
Molecule: messenger RNA, 624 nt
Organism: Frankliniella occidentalis (western flower thrips)
Lineage: Eukaryota; Metazoa; Arthropoda; Insecta; Thysanoptera; Thripidae
Exons: 3
Coding region: 162-605 (147 amino acids)
Source: RefSeq, a predicted model, not a curated record